Messenger RNA from Centrocercus urophasianus (Greater sage-grouse), 873 nucleotides. It is a transcript of the gene SMIM29, whose product is annotated as small integral membrane protein 29. Lineage: Eukaryota; Metazoa; Chordata; Aves; Galliformes; Phasianidae. The record is from RefSeq and is a predicted model, not a curated record. Bases 86 to 370 code for a protein of 94 amino acids. The transcript has 4 exons.
CCACGCCGUCGUUACCGGGGCCGCUUCGUUCCCUCGUGCCACCCGUCCCCAUGCCGGGAGCAGCCGUCACCGCACCGCCGCAGCCAUGAGCAACGCGACGGCUCCCAGCGCUCCCGGCGCUGCGGGCGAUUCGUUGGUGGGCUCCGUGCUCGGCCCCUUCGUGCUGCUCACACUGCUGGGCGCCGUCCUGGCUGCGGUGAUGUACGUCCAGAAGAAGCGAAGGUCGGAGCGCCUGCGGCACCGCCUGCUGCCCAUGUACAGCUAUGACCCUGCUGAGGAGCUGCAGGAGUCGGAGCACGAGCUGCUGGUGGAGGCGGAGGAGCACCAGAUGGGUCCCACGUGGGGCUCCCGUGGGGGCUGGAGGGCUUGAGGCUGCCCUGGAGCAGGACUGGAACCCACAGCUCCCCCCAGCAGUGGCAGCACAGCACCGGGAGCAGCGCCAGCAUCCCCAUGAGCACGGAUGGUAACGGGGCACCUGCCACCUUCCUGCACAUUUUUCUGCUGCUUUUUCUUGAAACCACCCUAAAAAAAAUGCACUGAGGAUGGGGUGGGGAAAUGCACUGGGGCUGUGAGACAGGUGCAGCCCCACGGAGCACCCAUGGGCUCCUAUUGGCCCUAUAUGGUGCUUGCGGGGUCAGGACACCCCAAGUUCCUUGAGGGGGGCAAAUAAACGUUUCUCUGUAACAGCAAUAGCAGUGGUGAUGGGCAGACCCCACACGGGGCUCAACCCCAGACCCCAUAGGAGGCUCAAUCCCAGAGCAGAGCAUCAAAUGUUUUAUUCCAUAAAACGUUUUAUUCAAGUAACUGCAAAUAGGAAACCAGACGGUUGUUAACAGUGGAACAAAAAAAUAAACAGUAAUAAAUCCCCCCUUA